Molecule: messenger RNA, 3031 nt
Organism: Poecile atricapillus (Black-capped chickadee)
Lineage: Eukaryota; Metazoa; Chordata; Aves; Passeriformes; Paridae
Gene: CDADC1
Product: cytidine and dCMP deaminase domain containing 1
Exons: 9
Coding region: 1224-2774 (516 amino acids)
Biological process (GO): dUMP biosynthetic process; dTMP biosynthetic process
Cellular component (GO): cytoplasm
Molecular function (GO): dCMP deaminase activity; zinc ion binding
Source: RefSeq, a predicted model, not a curated record
UUACAACCUAAUUCAUGCUCUUAUCCAGUUUUUAGGCUUCAAUUGACUUGAGACUCAAAAAAUUCUGUAUUGCUUUAGAUCACAUCCUCAGGAUUUCUUUUACUAAUUUUUAGUCUUUUUAGUCCUUAAUAUUUUUAGUCUAGAUAGUCUAGGACUUCUGAAACUCUUCAUGACGGGAUUUUUUUGUCACUGACUCUGAAUAAUUAUUUGGGGUUUUAUGCAUGAUAGCAGUUAACAGAUAUUCCUCCAAAAAUGUAUUCACAGAGAAGCUUUUACAUCCCCUGAUAUUUAGAAAAAGUGGCAGGGACAUUAAACACUCCACCCCACAGGCUCUGGUCAAAAAGCCCAGAGGUCACAAAGCAGAUGCCUUGGUUUAUACAGACCAUGAUGCCCAGCAGAGCUUGUUAAUUAAGGUUGUUCCCUCUAGAUACCACUGGUGAAAGCUGAAUAAUCUUUCAGAGCACAACUCCCAAACCCCUCCUUACACAUAAAGCAGAGUAGCAGAGGCUCUGGACUCUGCUCCACCUGCACCAUUCGCCGCUGAGCCACCUGUUACGGAAAAUACCUUUCUGGGAUCCCAUUCACUCAAGAGCUGGACUUGGUGAUCCUGUCCAGAGUAUUCUGAGUCAGAAUAUUCUGAGAGUCUUCUGUGAUUCUAUUAGAGAGUGCCCAAAAGAGAGUUACGAAUGUGGUGAGGGGCCUUGAGGGGAAGCCGUGUGAGGAGCGGCCGAGGUCCCUCGGUUCAGCCUGGAGGAGACUGAGGGGAGACCCCAUUGCAGCUACAGCUUCCCCGUGAGGGGAAGGGGAGGGGCAGGCACUGAUUUCUUCACUCUCAUGGCCAGUGACAGGACCCGAGAGAAUGGCGUGAGGCUGUGUCAGGGGAGUCUUAUGUUGGAUAUCAGGGAAAGGCUCUUCACCCAGAGGGUGUCUCGGCACUGGAACCUGUCAGAGUUCGAGAAGCGUUUGCACAGUGCUCUCAGGCGCAUGAUGUGACUCUUGGGGGUGGUCCUGCACAGAGCCAGGAGACGGCAGGUUAAUCCUUGUGGGCCGCUUCCAGCGCAGCUCCCCUCGUGACCCCGUGUUCCGUUAACUUCCCACUACGGAGCGCGGAUCCCGCCGGGAAACAACGCCCCGCCCCCCGCGCCUUUCUCGCUGCCCAUUGGCCGAGGCGCCCGCCCAUCAGCGGCCGUUGCCGUGCGACCGACCCCGCCCCGGGGGUGGCCAUGGUGGCGGGGCCGCCCUGGGGGCGGUGCGGGGCUGGCGGCGGGGGCUCCGGGCACCGGCGGCUCCGGGCACCGGCACUCAUGCACGGCGCGGAGGAGGCGGCGGCGGGGCCGCGGGUGAAAGCAGCGAGCACGCAGACCGACAGCAUGGCCGGUCAAAUGCCAAGACUUUCUAAGGUCAAUCUUUUUACUUUAUUAAGUCUCUGGAUGGAACUCUUUCCCUCAGCUGAGCAGCAGAAAAAAUCCCAGGCGAAGAAGAGUGGUCUAGUUGUGGUGAAAAAUAUGAAGAUUGUUGGUCUUCAUUGCUCCAGUACAGACUUGCAUGCUGGCCAGAUUGCACUCAUUAAACACGGAUCAAGACUUAAAAACUGUGAUCUCUAUUUUUCAAGAAAACCAUGUUCAACUUGUUUAAAAAUGAUUGUAAAUGCUGGGGUGAACAGGAUUUCCUACUGGCCUGCAGAUCCUGAAAUCAGCUUGCAGAACGAGGUAUCCAAUCCGAUGAGCACUGAGGAUGCAAAGCUGGAUGCCAAAGCAGUGGAAAGACUGAAGUCAAACAGUCGUGCUCGUGUGUGUGUGUUGCUUCAGCCUUUGGUGUGCUACAUGGUGCAGUUUAUUGAAGAAACUUCCACCAAAUUUGAUUUUAUUCAGAAAAUAGCAAAAUCACAGCCUGACUGUAACACUGACUUUUAUACUGCGUGUAGGCAAGAGAGAAUAAAAGAGUAUGAAAGUUUAUUUCUAAUUUCAAAUGAGGAAAUGCACAAGCAAAUAUUGAUGACUAUAGGAUUGGAGAACCUCUGUGAAAAUCCAUACUUCAGCAACCUUAGGCAGAAUAUGAAAGACCUUGUCUUGGUCUUGGCAUCAGUGGCUGCCAGUGUCCCUGUCUUUGGAUGCUUUGGAUUUUACAAGAGUGGAUCCCAACAAACAAACGAAGUAGACGAUCAGUGUUUGCCCCAGGACGUGGCAAGGCACUGUAUGAUACAAGCCAGGCUACUUGCGUAUCGGACAGAGGAUCAUAAAACGGGAGUUGGAGCUAUUAUUUGGGCAGAGGAAAAAUCAAGAGGCUGUGAUGGAACAGGAGCAAUGUAUUUUGUAGGCUGUGGUUACAAUGCCUUUCCUGUUGGAUCUGAAUAUGCUGAUUUUCCACACAUGGAUGAUAAGCAAAAAGAUCGGGAGAUCAGAAAGUUCAGAUACAUUAUCCAUGCGGAGCAGAAUGCCCUGACAUUCAGGUGUCGAGAAAUAAAGCCAGAUGAAAGAAGCAUGAUAUUUGUAACAAAAUGUCCGUGUGAUGAAUGUGUCCCUUUAAUUAAGGGAGCUGGUAUCAAGCAGAUCUAUGCAGGAGAUGUUGAUGCUGGAAAAAAGAAAGCAGACAUAUCCUAUAUGAAGUUUGGCGAACUUGAGGGUGUAAGCAAAUUUACAUGGCAAGUAAGUCCAUUGCACACUAAUGCACUUGAAUUCCAUGACCCUACAACCAGGGAAAAUGGGGUCCAGAGAACAAAAUCGCUGGAUGACCAGCAGCACCAAAGCAAGAAACUGUGUCUUGGUCAUUACUGAGUAAUUAAGCACUUCUGCAGUCUUGCUUCAUACUUUUUAUAAUACAACCUGUUUGCACUUUCAAAUAAGGGAGAGGUUUAUUUAUUGUUUGGAAAGUGAAUUUUAGAAUAAGUUUAUUUAUGAUGUCUUUAAUGUUUUACAGCGUUACCUAAAGGUCUUUUUAAUUUAGAAGCUCCUGGCAAAAAAAUGCUGCUUGUAUUUUCUGUGAAAGUAACUGGGUGGCUGAUUAUUUUUAAUGCAUUAAAAAAAAAUAUACU